UUUAAAAAUUUAUUAAAUAGGCUCUGAAACAACUAUUUUGGAAGAGUAUCCAUAGCUAUUCUGAAAUUGGUUCGUUUUGUUCAAGACAUAGCAUACAGUGAAUGAUGGUCUCACCAAAAAUACCAGACAGCUGCUCUGCUAUCAGCGCCGUUAACUAACAUGACACUGUGUCCAAUGUUAACGCGUCAGCUUUUUAAACAAACUUAUUCCCACUGAUGAAAUAUUAAUUGGCCAAUCCACCGACUAAGAAUUAAUGCUAAAUCGAUAGAGUAAGGAAGAUGGACAGCCUCUAUCACCAGACCAACAAUGCAGUAAAGGAUAUCGAGCGGGACUUCCAGCAGCUGAGUCGACUAAGUCCCCAAGAAUCCCUUGACGUGGAAAAUGGAAUUCAACUAAAGAUUACCCAGGCAAAUUCUAACUGCGAUCGAUUGGAUGUGCUAUUGUUUAAAGUGCCGCCUUCACAGCGACAAAGUUCCAAACUUCGGGUGGAUCAACUGAAAUAUGACCUGAGGCACCUACAGACAUCCCUGCAAACGGCAAGGGAACGCAGGCAGCGGAAAAUGCAGGAGAUAUCGGAGAGAGAACAGCUCCUAAAUCACAGAUUUACCGCGAAUAGUUCCCAACCAGAAGAAACCUGCCUGCAAUUGGAUUACGAACUACAACAUCAUACCCAGCUGGGUAACGCCCAUCGAGGUGUGGACGAUAUGAUAGCCUCUGGCAGCGGAAUCCUCGAGAGCCUUAUCUCCCAACGAAUGACACUGGGCGGAGCUCAUAAGAGAAUUCAGGCCAUAGGCAGUACUUUGGGUCUAUCCAAUCACACCAUGAAACUUAUAGAGCGACGGCUGGUCGAAGAUCGUCGGAUUUUUGUUGGCGGAGGGAUAGUUACCUUGGUUAUCAUCGCCCUAAUCAUCUACUUCCUAGUGCUCUAAUAUAAAUACGGUUUGUUUUAGCGAGUGUAAAUUAAUAGUGGAGUAUAAUUUUUA
Messenger RNA from Drosophila eugracilis, 983 nucleotides. RefSeq names its product probable Golgi SNAP receptor complex member 2 (gene Membrin). Bases 279 to 929 code for a protein of 216 amino acids. Gene Ontology annotation, molecular function: SNARE binding; SNAP receptor activity. Gene Ontology annotation, biological process: vesicle-mediated transport; vesicle fusion. NCBI's taxonomy places the organism in Eukaryota, Metazoa, Arthropoda, Insecta, Diptera, Drosophilidae. The record is from RefSeq and is a predicted model, not a curated record. Gene Ontology annotation, cellular component: late endosome membrane; ER to Golgi transport vesicle membrane; SNARE complex. The transcript is spliced from 2 exons.